CUUCCGGGGAGGGGCGGGUCAGCGGAAGUGAGGGCAGCGGAGGCUGGGCUGCCCCUUGUGGUAGGAGGGGCUGUGAGGUGAGCGAGUCCGGGAGCCGGAGUCUGAGGAGGGGGAAUUUGGUGUUCCUCAAGAUGGCCUGAUAUGAAGAGGUCCCACCUCCGGCCUCCUCAAGGUGCGCUGAGGCUGCCUUGUCCUUCAAGUGCAGGAGCUGGUUGAAGUAUCAGGAAUGGAAGCCAAUGUGACUAUUCCAAUCUGGCAAAACAAGCCACAUGGAGCUGCUCGAAGUGUAGUGAGAAGAAUUGGGACCAAUCUACCCCUGAAGCCAUGUCCCCGAGCAUCCUUUGAGACCCUGCCCAACAUUUCUGACCUGUGUUUGAGAGAUGUGCCCCCAGUCCCUACUCUGGCUGACAUUGCCUGGAUUGCUGCAGAUGAAGAGGAGACAUAUGCCCGGGUCAGGAGUGAUACACGCCCCCUGAGGCAUACCUGGAAGCCCAGCCCUCUGAUUGUCAUGCAGCGCAAUGCCUCGGUGCCCAACCUUCGUGGGUCUGAGGAGAGGCUUCUGGCCCUAAAGAAGCCAGCCUUGCCAGCCUUAAGCCGUACCACUGAGCUGCAGGAUGAGCUGAGCCACUUGCGCAGCCAGAUUGCUAAGAUAGUGGCAGCUGAUGCAGCUUCGACUUCAUUAACGCCAGAUUUCUUAUCUCCAGGAAGUUCAAAUGUCUCUUCUCCCUUACCUUGUUUUGGAUCCUCAUUCCACUCUACAACUUCCUUUGUCAUUAGUGACAUCACCGAGGAGACUGAGGUAGAGGUCCCUGAGCUUCCAUCAGUCCCCCUGCUUUGUUCUGCCAGCCCUGAAUGUUGUAAACCAGAACACAAAGCUACCUGCAGCUCAUCAGAAGAGGAUGACUGCAUCUCUCUGUCCAAGGCCAGCAGCUUUGCAGACAUGAUGGGCAUCUUGAAAGACUUUCACCGGAUAAAACAGAGCCAAGAUCUGACCCGGAGUUUAAUGAAAGAAGAAGACCCUGCCGUGCUUAUCUCUGAGGUCCUAAGGAGGAAGUUUGCUCUGAAGGAAGAAGAUAUCAGUAGAAAAGGAAACUGACAGCACUCCACCCUGCAAACUCAGUCUCAUUCUCCUGGAAUUUCUUCAAUAGCUGCCUUCCUCAAUGCAGAUGUUUCUGCCUCUCAGUUAGGAAUCUUCUACAGCGGUCUUGCUAAAAAGCUAAUGCUUGGAAAGAGCUGGAUUAUUGUUUCCCAUACUUCAAACCUUAGCAGAAGCUAAGGUCUGUGGCUUGAGCUGAGACAUUUGUUACAGGUAAUUGUGUAGGGUGGCUUAGUUUAGGGGGUAAGAUAGAUGUUUCUUGUAUUCUCUUGCCCCUGUGUGAAAAUAGGUCCUAAAUGAAUGACUGACUUCACUGCAUUAGAUCUCAUAACUUGUCUCAUCAGACGCUUUGUGCCCAGCUGUCAUUCACUCUCAGCAGCUUCCUUGUAGCAGAGCAGGGCUUUAGGGAAGGGGCUGUGUAUAUGUACAUGUUCACAAGGCAGGGAAGAUCUUAUGCUGCUCCAUCAUAAACCUACACCAGUGCCCAGCAGUCACCUUGCCCUGUCUAGUUGUAGAGGUUGGGCUACUGGACCAGCCAAUACUUGGGCUGCUACUAGGAGGCCUGGGUGGUUUUUUUCUGAAGCAUAUUUUAUAAUACUGUACAACCAAAUCUACCCUUCAGGGCCCUGGAGCCUCAUCAGUUCCACUGAUUAAAAACUUUUUCCUCCAUGGACUUCAGUUUAAAUCCAGUGGAGAGAAACAGGGAGGGGAAAGAACAUUCCAUCCUUCUUCCAGGCCCUGGACUGAAUUCUGCUUUGGGUUGGGCCAAGGUUUGCAUCUACUGCAUCAUGCAUGACUCACAUGCCCUUGGGGCCCUUUCUCUGCCGUAUGUAUACUGUGUGUGUUUGGGUUGAAAUACUACCUGGCAUUAAAUGAAGGAUUUGGAGAAAUUUUCUUUGUCCAUUUCUGAGUUGUGGUCAUCCUGCAUCCCUUCGGGGUAGAGGAUUCCUAUGAAUUUAAAGUAUAUGAGCUUGGGCCAGGGAUUUAGCUCAGUGGUUCCACCGCCUGUCUCGCAAGCACAAGGACCCGAGUUCCAUCCCCGGUACCAAAAAAAACACAAAAAAUAAAGUAUAUGAGCUUUCUUAAAUAGGCUUCUGGCUUUCCCUCUUUCCUUUUAAGGUCCUGUCCUUUAACAAGAUUUUGACCUAUACUCUUAAAAGCAGUUAUUUGCAAGUUUCUCCCCUGGAGGUUGUUUAAGCCUUGGGUACCAUUAACUGUAACAUGUGCUUGCUUCGGCAGCACAUAUACCAUAACUGCAACGUGACAAAUUGCACCUGUUGGAUGAUGCCAUGGAUAGAACAGAGGCCAAAUUAGACUCCUGUGCAGGUCAGAACCCUGACACAAUAUGUAUUAUUAAAAAGUUGCUCUUUCAAAAAUAAAAUUGGUGGGCUAGGAAUUUAGCUCAGUGGUGCUGCUGCCUGCCUCGCAAGCACAAGGUCCUGAGUUCAAUCCCCAGUACCAAAAAUAAAAUAAAAUAAAAUUGGUAAUGUUCUAAUUACCACCAGAACCAGCAUUACAAACAUUAACAUGUUUUACAAAGGGGAUUUCUUCCCAGAAGGAGGGUAGGGUUCCUUAUGACCUUAUGAAGGAAAACCUAUCAGUCACAUCUAGAUUGUUUUAUUGCUCAGGCUUUUUUGGUUUUUUUGGUACUGGGGAUCAAACUCAGGACCUUGUGCUUGCCAGGCAGGUGCUGUGCUGCUGAUGGUCAGGCUUUUUAAGGGAAGGAUAUUUAAACAAAUUGUAUAAGUUUAAAAUGCUGUACAGUUACCACAAAAAUAAAAUAACAAAAAAAUGA
Molecule: messenger RNA, 2891 nt
Organism: Heterocephalus glaber (naked mole-rat)
Lineage: Eukaryota; Metazoa; Chordata; Mammalia; Rodentia; Bathyergidae
Gene: Mtfr1l
Product: mitochondrial fission regulator 1 like
Biological process (GO): aerobic respiration; mitochondrial fission
Cellular component (GO): mitochondrion
Source: RefSeq, a predicted model, not a curated record